AAAAAGUCUGUCCAAAACCAAACUGAACAUUCUAGAUCAAUUUAACAACGCUAAACGGUUUGCGCCUGUCGCUAUGCAAUACGCAACACACGAUUGCUAAUUAAAUCAAUUAAACCUCAACCGGAUAGGUACUUCGGUGGUUCCUAUUACACAAUAGCAUGUCUGUUCCUAACAAAGGAUCAAGUUAAUGAUCUCUUCCUACAGAAACACCACCACGAACGUGCGCGCGCGCGCCAGACAAUGACCUCAACAGCAAUAACUUCCUCAAGAUCGCCCUCAAGACUUCCUAUGCUACGUUAUCUUCCUACUCCGAACGCGUUUACGCACGAAGACGAACGCUAUCAACGCGCGCGAUAUCGUUUCCAUAUCUCUUCCACAACACUCAACCACAACCAGCAAGGGGGCUUACGGGAUCGGAACAGCUGAUCUUGGUACCGAAUCUUCGAAAUGAGAACGGGGUGCUUCGUUUCGCUUCCAAAGAUCCCGUUAUCUCGCGAGCACACACUCUGGUCUGGUGGAUCUUAAGACGUGCGGCACAAGCUGUGUGAGACGGUACGCGUAAGCCGAUCGAGCAUGCUGUACUCGGUUGUCGGCGUUGGUUUCAAGCCGUUCGCCUAACGCGUUCGUUCAACUUCAUUCGCGGUGUUGAGGUGCUGGUGAGUGGACCAGGUCCAGCGUAGGACCUGCAGUUUUUUUACGAACGAGGGGACCAGUCCGGUGUAAACAAAUAUGCAGCGAAGCGUCAAUUUAGUGUUUACGCUGCUGGUGCUGCUGUUCGCCGGAAGAGACGUUAGAUCGCGUGUGUACAUCGAGAGCUCUACGGAGGGACUCACCGAUUUGUUCUCGCUGGUGGAGAAAGACAUUCCGAGCGAGGAUGGUUCCUGCACCAUAUCGCUACACCGUGAUCUUACGGCCGUGCAACCGGUACUGCUCCAACCAGGCACCGAUCAGUUCGUAUGGCCUCAGCUCAACAGUACCACCGUCACCCUCGACUAUGGGCAGCCGGUGGAGUUGUUCUGCUCGCACGGUUUCCGGAAAGGUUCACCCGGUGGAAAAUCUAAAUCAGCCACCAUCAUCUGCGAAGAUGACGGUAGGCUCGGUUAUCAGUCCGAGCAGUACAACAUGUCGGACUUUUCCUGCCAGCGGCCCGUAUUCCACGUCGCCGAACGUACCGCUAGCCGCUGCUACGACAAUGGGACGAUUGUGCGGGUCGGGUUCAGUGUUGAAGCCGAUCGAUUCGCCCGGCUGUAUGAGGUGUGCUUCGACGAGACACGCCUCCGGACGCAUUACGUCAAACACAGGCUAACACCACACAACGCUCACCAUCAACGGUCGGUGAAGAGACCAUCGUUUCUGCAGGGCGCUUUCUACGGCGAGCUAAAGAUGGCCGCUCUCUACACGUACGCAGCACAGCACGCCACACUGACCCGCAUCCUUGGCUCGCCGGCCCGUGUGGACGCCCUGCUAGACAAUAAGCGGGGCCUCUUCUUUGCCCGCGGUCAUCUGGCCGCAAAAUCGGACUUUGUGUUCGGAUCGCACCAGCGUGCCUCGUUCUGGUUCAUGAACGUAGCGCCACAGUGGCAACGGUUCAAUGGUUUCAACUGGCAGCGGAUCGAAACGGGGCUUAAAGCGUACGUAGCCUCGAACGAUCUGCGGCUGACGGUGUACACCGGUACGUACGGUGUGCUGAAGCUGCUGGACGGCAACGGUGAUCCGCAGGAAGUGUUUCUCGAUUUCGACCCGAACCGUGAUCCGGCGGGCCGGGUUCCGGCACCGGCCUUAUUCUACAAGGUGCUGUUGGACGAGGAUAAUGAUGCGGGACUGGCGUUGAUCGGUGUGAAUAAUCCGCAUGCCAGUGAGGAAGAGAUUGCCGAGAGCUAUGUGGUGUGCAAGGACGUUGCUGGUGAGGUUCGGUGGUUACGGUGGGAUCGUAACGCGAUCGCGGACGGUUACGUGUAUGCGUGUGACGUGAAUGAGUUUAACCGGGUGACGGGACAUUUGGUGUUGGAUCGUCCUGUCGGCGGGUUGUUGGUUUAAUGGCGACGAAAAUCGAAGGCGACGAAGAUGA
Molecule: messenger RNA, 2068 nt
Organism: Anopheles stephensi (Asian malaria mosquito)
Lineage: Eukaryota; Metazoa; Arthropoda; Insecta; Diptera; Culicidae
Exons: 2
Coding region: 730-2037 (435 amino acids)
Biological process (GO): apoptotic DNA fragmentation
Cellular component (GO): mitochondrial inner membrane; nucleus
Molecular function (GO): metal ion binding; RNA endonuclease activity; single-stranded DNA endonuclease activity
Source: RefSeq, a predicted model, not a curated record